Messenger RNA from Oryza brachyantha (malo sina), 1715 nucleotides. RefSeq names its product GDSL esterase/lipase ACHE-like. The record is from RefSeq and is a predicted model, not a curated record. Bases 330 to 1481 code for a protein of 383 amino acids. The transcript has 5 exons. Gene Ontology annotation, molecular function: hydrolase activity, acting on ester bonds. NCBI's taxonomy places the organism in Eukaryota, Viridiplantae, Streptophyta, Magnoliopsida, Poales, Poaceae.
CCUCCUCCUCCUCCUCCCCCACAUCGAUCGGUCGCGGUCGCCCACGGCACCACGCGCCGCAUUGCGGGUUCACCCGGACGUUCAUCCCCCCCGCGCGCGCGGUCCAUCUCUAUCCGCAGAUCCACGCAUCCAUCCAUUCACCAUUCCGCACGCCGGCCUCAGCUCAAAGCCCCACCACAACCACUGCCGCUUGCUGCCACCGGCGCGCGCUGCCCCGUCCUCCUCCUCCUCCUCCUCCUCUCUCUCUCUCUCUCUCUCUCUCUCUCUCUCUCUCCUGGCCCUCUCGCUAGCAGUGCCACCACGACGGCCGUGCCGAGGAGGGUGGGUUAAUGGCGCCUCCGUGCUCAGCAGCGGUGGUGGCGGUCGUCGUCGCGGUGAUGCUGCCGCUGGUGCUGCAGGCUUCAGUGGGCGCAGGCUCGGCGGACUGCCGCUUCCCGGCCGUGUUCAACUUCGGCGACUCCAACUCGGACACGGGCGGGCUGUCGGCCACCUUCGGCGCCGCGCCGCCGCCCAACGGCAGGACAUUCUUCGGCAUGCCCGUCGGCCGCUACUGCGACGGCCGCCUCGUCAUCGACUUCAUCGCUGAAAACCUGGGGAUACCUUACCUCAGUGCGUACCUCAACUCAAUAGGAAGUAACUUCACACAAGGUGCCAAUUUCGCAACGGCCGGUUCGUCAAUCAGAAGACAGAACACAUCUCUGUUCCUCUCUGGUUUCAGCCCCAUUUCCUUGGACGUCCAGUCCUGGGAGUUUGAACAAUUCAUCAACAGAAGCCAGUUCGUCUACAACAACAAAGGUGGCAUAUACAGGCAGCUCCUACCAAAAUCCGAAUACUUCUCUCAGGCGCUCUACACAUUCGACAUCGGCCAAAACGACAUUACCACAGGCUUCUUCAUGAACAUGACCCCUGAGCAAGUCAUAGCUUACAUCCCCGAUCUAAUGGAAAGGCUCACGACAAUAAUCCAGAAUAUAUAUGGGCUCGGGGGAAGGUACUUCUGGAUUCACAACACGGGGCCGAUCGGCUGCCUGCGUUACGCCAUGUCGCACCGCCCCGACCUCGCCGUCGUCAAGGACGGAGCCGGCUGCUCCGUCGCCUACAACAAGGUCGCCCAGCUCUUCAACCAGAGGCUGAAAGAAGCCGUGGCCAGUCUCCGGAAGACCCGUCCUGACGCCGCGUUCACCUACGUCGACGUCUACUCCGCCAAGUACAAGCUUAUUAGCGAGGCCAAGAAGCUCGGGUUCGACGACCCGCAGCUUCCGUGCUGCGGCGACGACAACGUCGGGUGCGGCGGGAAGGCGGAGGUGAACGGGACGUGGGUGGUGGGGAAGUCGUGCGACAACCCGCUCAGGCGGGUGAGCUGGGACGGCGUGCACUUAACCGAGGCGGCGAACAGGUUCGUGUUCGACCAGAUCGUCGCCGGCAAGCUCUCCGACCCGCCCGUGCCUCUCAGGCAGGCGUGCCAGACCGGCAGGGGGCGGUGAAUCGCCUUCGACGUCGUUGCAUCGAGCCGUCGUCGUCAGGUUGGCUGUGCCGUGCUGCUGCUGCUGCUUCUGGCUUUGUAAGUGCAUAAUACUGGAGAGGCGCCAUAUGUUUGAUGUAUACAAUUUACUAAUUCCUUUGGUAAUAAAGGGUAACUAGCACGGUGGCCGCGCAAAUUGCGCGCCAUAUAUAUUUUACAUAAUUACAUAUAUACUUUUAUGUUCUAUUACUUAAAA